Molecule: messenger RNA, 1144 nt
Organism: Lucilia sericata (common green bottle fly)
Lineage: Eukaryota; Metazoa; Arthropoda; Insecta; Diptera; Calliphoridae
Gene: TpnC73F
Product: troponin C
Exons: 5
Coding region: 261-734 (157 amino acids)
Molecular function (GO): calcium ion binding; enzyme regulator activity
Source: RefSeq, a predicted model, not a curated record
AUUACUGUGUGUGGGACGACGACGGCAAUGAAGGCAUAUGAAAAUACAUACAUACAUAUGUACAUACAUUUGUAGAUAUAGUAAUGUCGACCGCGUUUGUGAUGACAGCGUCGGGCUGCUUUGACAACGAUGUGAUUUUGGAAGCAAUGUUGACUUUGAAAUAAUUAGUCGGAGAAAGAACGCAGACAGUACAGGAGGUUCUUAUCAAGCGAAAAGAUUUGUUAUUAAGAAGUUAAGAAAAAUAGGAAGUUAAAGUCGAAAUGAGUUCCCACGGAGUUGACGAAGAUCUUACACCUGAGCAAAUUGCUGUUUUGCAAAAAGCUUUCAAUAGUUUUGAUAAUCAAAAAAGUGGCAGUAUUCCAACCGAAAUGGUGGCCGAUAUUUUGCGUUUGAUGGGUCAACCUUUUGAUAAGAAAAUCCUCGAAGAACUUAUUGAAGAAGUUGAUGAAGACAAAUCCGGCCGUUUAGAAUUUGGCGAAUUUGUACAGUUGGCUGCCAAAUUCAUUGUUGAAGAAGACGCCGAAGCUAUGCAAAAGGAAUUGCGUGAAGCUUUCCGUUUGUAUGACAAACAAGGUAAUGGUUAUAUUCCUACAACAUGUCUCAAGGAAAUCCUUAAAGAAUUAGAUGAUCAAUUAACUGAACAUGAGUUGGACAUUAUGAUUGAAGAAAUUGAUUCAGAUGGUUCUGGAACUGUUGAUUUUGAUGAAUUUAUGGAAAUGAUGACAGGCGAAUAAUAGAAAAAUCUAAAAAUAUUAUCAUCCCUACCUGUGUGUGCCUAAUUAAUUUUUAAAAUAUACAUAUGCUUGUUAGCAACAGUUGGCAUUUUUUAAUUCAAAAUUAAAACUUAUGGUCCUGUCUAUUUUCGGAUUUUAAACACACCAACAAUUUAUCAACUUUUAUAACGAAAACAAAAUAAACCAACACAAAAUUACAUCUUUGGUAAUAAAACUUAGUUCUGUUUUAUAUAUACAUACAUACAAUAUUUAUAUAAAAUUUUUAUAAUAAAUAUUACAUUAAAUAAGAAAUACUUCACUAGAUUCAUUAAAUAUUUUAUACAUUUUUAUAUCGCUCAUUUACAAAUUCUGCUAUCUUGAACAUAAGGUUACAAAAGUCUUUCAUAUAAAUAAAUUUAUCAAAUUUCAAA